This is a messenger RNA of Caenorhabditis elegans, 967 nucleotides long. RefSeq names its product Short coiled-coil protein homolog (gene unc-69). The transcript is spliced from 3 exons. The record is from RefSeq and is marked reviewed. Lineage: Eukaryota; Metazoa; Nematoda; Chromadorea; Rhabditida; Rhabditidae. Bases 148 to 474 code for a protein of 108 amino acids. Gene Ontology annotation, cellular component: cytosol; Golgi apparatus; Golgi membrane.
UUUGCAUUGCCAAGUUGGCGAUAGACAAUUCUCUGCGUCUCUCACGCUCGCCGCACAUCUCUCGUUUAUUGAUUUUUCGAUUGUCCACUAGCCGCUGGCUCCGCAGUACGUCUUCUAAGCCCUACUUCUGUUACAACGAGUAUUACGAUGAGCCAGAAAACCGAGCAAGAUGAUAUUCCUCUCGCUGAUGAUGACGACACUGUAACUAUAAUUAGCGGUGGGAAAACUCCGAGAGCUGCCCAGCCACUUCCGAAGGAGGAACCACCAGAGGAUCCAGAAGAGAAAGCCCGGAUGAUCACACAAGUGCUGGAACUUCAGAAUACUUUGGAUGAUCUCUCACAACGCGUCGAAUCUGUCAAGGAAGAGAGUUUGAAGUUGAGAUCGGAAAAUCAAGUGCUCGGCCAGUACAUUCAGAACCUAAUGUCCUCCUCGUCAGUAUUCCAGUCUUCUCAGCCGUCACGGCCCAAGCAGUAGGUGUUGUGUUGUCCUUUAAGAAUCUUUUUUUCUAAUUCGAUUCCCCGUCCAUUGAUUGUUCCAUUCUCGCCGCCCACAUUGGGACCCUGUGCAUGAUUUCCUGAAACCAUAAUUGCCCCUUCCACUAACCCCGCUUUAAUUGCUCCUCCGAUCUUGUCAGCCUUUCAGUUGCCGAAAUGUUACCAAAAAGUUAUAUAUUUUAUUAAAUAAAUAAAUAAUUUUUCCAAGAUCCUAUUACAGUUAAUAUUUACAGAGAUGAUUCAGUUCACGACGACGAUUUUGGAGAGUACGAAUAUUAGAAAUUAGGCCGAUUGUAAAUAGAAGAUGUCCAUACCACAGUCUUUCGUUCGUUUCAAGAGCUCAGUUUGCACAACAAAAAUUCUCUUAUCGUGUUCAACCCGCUUAUUUUAUUUUCUUUACAUUUUCUGUACGAUUUUUUAUCACAUUUUUGUGUUUGUGUGAAUAUAUUUAGUGUAGUAAAACUGUUACGAGU